UUGAAGAGUGGCAUGACAUCGAGAUUGGUUUCAAUUUUUGACGUUUUCAAACAAACUUUUGAUGUUUUUAAUCUGUUUUAAUCGAUGAGUAACCUGUGGAAACAGAAUAUAUUUUUUUAUACGGAUUUUAGGCUAUAGGCGUUUUUUUAUUUAUUUGAAUUUUCGAAUCGAACCAAAGUGAUUGAAAAUGACGGAACCAGUUGACGAUGCCAAUAAUACAAAACUAAUUGCUCUGAAGAAAUUCUUUAUUUUCAACUCAAAAUACGGAUCGACCGAAGGAGAGGAGAAAAAUAAAAUAAUGUUCUAUCAUCCGUCCGAAAAUGAACUGGACACGAAAAUCAAAGACAUUGGACUGUGCGAAGCAAUUGUGAAAUUUACCAAUACUUUCACGGCAGAUGAGAGCGUUUAUUGCAUGAGGACACAAAAGACACUACAAUUGUUCUACAAACCUGAGCAUGAUUUUUGGAUGAUGAUGAUUCUCAAUGCACCUUCAGAGCGUAAGACACGAGAUGAUUCCGAAUACACGGAAUAUCGUUGUGAAGAUGCCCAUGAAAUCGUUUACAGAGAGGUUCUGAAGCAAUCUUACUAUAUGUUUCGUCUAUUCAGUGGAACAUUCAUGGAUAAUUUGGUCGGCGACAACGAAACCCAACAAGUUGAACAUCUCAUAAAUAAAUUGAGCAAAUUCUAUUCAAAAUAUGUUGCAACGUUGAAGACUCGCAAUUGUGAUAUUCUAGACAUUUGCCGCAGCAUUCAAUAUUUGCCACUAAAUAAAUUCCAGUUCCUUCGGGUUCACAAUUUUAUACAAAUGAUUGAAUCCACCUUUGUCGCAAUAAAACAUUGUAUAUUUCUGUUCAACGAGCAAUUAGUGUGGAGUGGAAUCAAUCCAAGCGAUUUGUAUUCGAUAUACGAGUAUUUGACUGGGCUGUUGUUUCCAAAAUGUUCAGCCGAUGAUGUUCGCGGUGGAUCAUUGACACGCAACUAUUCGAAUGGCCUGGAUGCGCAGUAUGGAGCGUAUUUGGCUGGGCCAACACAUCAGGGUGAUAACUGCAAAAAACCGCCAACCGUUUACAUUUGCAAUAAUGGAGAGUGCCAAGUGUACAAAAUGAUUGUUUAUAAUGCGCUCAGUGGAACUUUAUGUUUGUUUGUUAAAGAUAAAAGUGCGCUAACAAAUGAUUUCUACGAGGAAUUGCAUGCGUUUAUUGGGCCUCAAUUAACAAAUAUUGCAUCGGACAUAGCUGAGAAUUUAACCAAAGACAAUGGAAAAACAUCAUCAUUGAUCUGUACAUCAACAUCGUCUUCAAUUGGAAAUGCCAAUGCCGAUGAAUCAACGACGCAAACGACAAAAUAUUUAUUUUUCAACGAAUUAAAUUUCCAGCACAAUGGUAGCGUGCAUCUCAAUCAGAAGUUGUAUAAGAAGAAACGAUCGAUUCCACGUGAAAUAAUGAAUUUACUAAAUGACCUCUACAUCCAAGACGCAAACACAUCGAAUUCGAGCGAAAUUAUUGUGAAAACAUUGAGUGACUAUUGGAUUGUUAAACGGUCGACCAAUUGGCGCCACUCAUUUGUAAUAUUCAAUAAAAACGCUACACUAUUGGACAUCGCCGAAGAGGCAAACAAAAUUUUCGACACACAUUUAAACGAUGUCUUUAGUCAUAUUUAGGAAAUUUGAAAAGAAAAUUGCAUGCCUAAAAGAGAGAAAUAAAAAAAGAACAAAAAACAAUUCAUCCAUAGUGCAUAAGCGAGUAUUUAUCGACUGGAAACUAAUCGAUUUUAUAGAACAAAAACAACAAAGAGAAAAAAACCAAAACCAUAAAUAAAAACGUUCAAUUGUUUUUGAAAUUGUUUCAUAUUUAUUUAUCCUCUUUAAAUUAAUAUAAAAUUAAAUUAUUGUUUUUUUUCACAUUUAAAUCAUAAUUUUUUGUGAUAUUUUCUCCUAAUAGUGCUUUGAAAGGAUUGAAUUGCUUGCUUUUGUUUUUGUCGUCCGAUCGUUUUUCCGUAGAAAGAACGAGAGCCAAAUAUGUAUAUUACCCGGAAUGGAAGAAACAAAAUUUUUAUUUUACGAGAAAAAAAAACAAAUAAAUCAUUGAAUCAGCAAAUUGUCUCCUAAUCUGGGGUGAGCGCGAGAGAUAGAGAAAAGUUGUGUGUGUUUUUGUGUGAGUGAAUUUGAGUGUCUAUAGGGGGGGGGGGGGGGGGG
Molecule: messenger RNA, 2194 nt
Organism: Sitodiplosis mosellana (orange wheat blossom midge)
Lineage: Eukaryota; Metazoa; Arthropoda; Insecta; Diptera; Cecidomyiidae
Gene: Ccz1
Product: vacuolar fusion protein CCZ1 homolog
Exons: 7
Coding region: 188-1660 (490 amino acids)
Biological process (GO): vesicle-mediated transport
Cellular component (GO): intracellular membrane-bounded organelle; Mon1-Ccz1 complex
Source: RefSeq, a predicted model, not a curated record